Salvelinus sp. IW2-2015 is the source of this 1297-nucleotide messenger RNA. NCBI's taxonomy places the organism in Eukaryota, Metazoa, Chordata, Actinopteri, Salmoniformes, Salmonidae. The record is from RefSeq and is a predicted model, not a curated record.
UCUCUUCACUACAACAGGAGCAAAUCGUUGAAUGACAUCAGGUGGUUCCCGUCGGCCACGCAAGUGGUGCGCCAGGUUUCUGAGGGUGGCAUGGAGCUAAGCCCCAGCGCCGUGAGCCAGGACCAGCUGCAGAGGGGCAGAGUCCGGGUCCACGAGAGUGAGGCCAAGUGGCACAACGACCUGACCAAGUGGAAGCUCCGGCGCCACAGGUCUAACUGUGACCUGCGGAGGAAGAUGCAGGAGAGAGACAACAUCGUCCUGAUGACCAACGCAGGGGUCGUUACAGGCGGGACAUGCAGGAGCCUACGAGAGGACAGGGAAGAGGAUGAGGAGUCCCUAUACGGCAGUAGCCACAACAAGGUCUCUCCCUCCACAUCGGCCAAGGAGGGUUCCCUGGAGCUCCGACCCCACACCAGCUCCUCCGUGGAGUCUCCCUACAGCUCCGGAGCCUCGGAACCCUUCACCACCCCCAGCCUGACACUCCAGGCCCAGGGACCGUCAGCCGGAGCCGUGCCCCAAUCAGAGCCCCUCGUCCUGGGGGAGAGGCGUCGCACACCGGUGGAGCCAGACGGAGCUGGAGGUUUAGCCACUUUCCCCAACUCCGCCUCUCCCUUCUCCUCCCAGACCCAUGCCCAGACCAUCUCUAGCCCAGCUCUCGUGAUCUCCAGUGGACGAGACCAGAACAUCUCCUCGCUCUCAAACGGGAUCCCCACGACCCACUCUGGCUCAUGUCUUACUACCAGUUCUUCUCUAACUACCUCUGACCUGGUGAACGGUACCGGCUCAAACCUAACCAGCGGUACCAGCUUCCACUGCCCCUCUGCCUCCAUGGACAUCCCAGACCAAGCCCUCCUCUCUACUGUAGAGUCCCUGACCUCAGUGGUAGCCCCAGCCCCAGGUCAUGUCUCAGCUCCCCAGCAGCAGGCGCUCCCCCUCUACAGGUACAGCUCCAGGGCUCCAGGAGGAAGAGGAGGGGUUUCUGCUUCUCUCCCCAGGGGAUACCGCCGGUCUGAGGGCUCUUCGUCCUGCCUCUCUGCCGGCUUCACCCCCCGGCCGUUUGGAGCCAAGUCCUGCAGAGUGUCCUCGCUACCCAGGCUCUACAAUUUGGAGAACUCUCUACUGAAGGAAACGGUCCCUGCUCCCCACAAGACUGCUCCCUCACGCCCCCAGAAAAUGGUCACUAUCUCCGAGGUCGCUGUCAGGGUCAGCCCUGGGCCACAGCCAAUCAGAGCAGUGUGAACCAGGAAGUAAAUGAGGAGGGUGGGAGCGACCCAGCCCUCCAUCCUGAAGGCCAGAG